AUGUCUUCCACUGCGACACCAUCGGAGAAACCUAGCCCCCAACGGCGAGGCACCAUGUACGGGGUGGAUAAUCGGAUGGGGCAGCUGUUGGAAACCGGGGAUCUGAGCGAUGUACAGUUCUCGGUCGGACGACAUGUCGGGAAAGAAAAGAUCUUCCGAGCCCAUAAGUGCGUUUUAGUCAGCAGCAGCGAUGUGUUCUACACCAUGUUUUGCGGAAGUUCUCCUGGAAUGUCCAACGAUACCAUCGACGUGCCUGAUAUAUCUCCUCAAGCUUUUGAAAGGAUGCUGAAGUACAUCUACACUGAUGAGACGGACGUGACAGUGGAAGAUGCCUUUCCGACGAUGAAGUGUGCCGAGAAGUUCGAACUGCAGUGGCUGGCCGACCACUGCUUCGACUUUGUCCUCUCUGAUCUCCACCAAACCUCCGGCAAUUGUUUACGGCAUCUGGAGAACGCGCUAAUGUGGGCAGCGGACAACGAAAGUGUGAUGGAGAACUGCUGGCACUUUGUGGACAUCUACUGUGAGGAGAUUUUGAAGUCCGAACGGUUCACUGAACUGCCGUCCACAACGCUGCGCAUGAUCCUCCAGCGGGAUACCCUCUUGGCCGAAGAGAACAUCAUAUACAUGGCAGUGGAUCGGUGGGCUACGGCAUUAUGCGCCCGAAGCAAUUUAGAGCCUACACCGCAAAACCGGCGCCAUGUUUUAGGAGACAUCUUCUUCCUUAUCAGAUUUCCAUUGAUGACUGAUACCCAACUCGCUGACGGUCCCUUGAAUGAUCUGUUCCUUCUACCAACAGAGUUGACAGAUAUCUACCUUCGCAAACAUGCCACGGCGAAACGCCCGUUACGGUUCUUCACGCAACCCCGACGGCUCCCGGUCAUUCGGGUUGGAGAUUUGGAGUUCAAGCACAAGGAGGAAGUAUUUGCUAGUGAUGGGGGAUUCAGCUGGAGUCCCGCCCUAAUGAUCGGAACGCAAGGGACUAAAGUCCGGUGUGAGUCUUUGCGAGAUGACCUAAGAGGUCGCCUCAUGUGGCGGGAACCGGCGGACAUAAUUCGCGCAUCAGAUAUCUUCGUCGCCGGUUCGGACAUUCUUUACGGCGAUCCAAUCUACUUUAGCCAAAAUGCAAAGUACAGCAGACUGGAAAAUGGCUCCCAUACGAUCUUGAUGGGCGGCAAAAAAU
This is a messenger RNA of Paramacrobiotus metropolitanus, 1180 nucleotides long. RefSeq names its product BTB/POZ domain-containing protein 6-like. Gene Ontology annotation, molecular function: protein binding. Lineage: Eukaryota; Metazoa; Tardigrada; Eutardigrada; Parachela; Macrobiotidae. The transcript has 6 exons. The annotation marks the transcript as partial. The record is from RefSeq and is a predicted model, not a curated record.